Molecule: messenger RNA, 1856 nt
Organism: Homarus americanus (American lobster)
Lineage: Eukaryota; Metazoa; Arthropoda; Malacostraca; Decapoda; Nephropidae
Product: steroid transmembrane transporter SLC22A24-like
Exons: 9
Coding region: 736-1842 (368 amino acids)
Biological process (GO): transmembrane transport
Cellular component (GO): membrane
Molecular function (GO): transmembrane transporter activity
Source: RefSeq, a predicted model, not a curated record
CGUGAAUUAUCGUGCUAUAUGGAGUAGCCAGCAACAUACACAUAGUAUAUUGAUUACCGGGCCAUGUGUGGCGUGAGGGCUGGGUGUAGCCUGACUCGCACUUUCUCUGCUCUCUUCAUUCUCUCUGAAUCUCUCCCGUGGCUUUAUCAAUCAACAAAACACGUCAAUGUCUUUAUCGUGAGAGACAAACAGCAGUGAGUACAGCGUGUAUGUGUGUGUGUGUUGGCAAGAAAAUUCGGGAGCGGAGAGCAGAGGCGCGUUGCAUUUAAACACAGCAACGGGAGGACGUGUGUGGGGUUUUUCCUCACCUGGGAGCACUACACGUGAUCCAGUACUGGCAUGGAAGACGAGAGAGCACGGGAUCAAGAACAACACUGGUGAGCUCGUGUGGGUGUUCAGGUGAUGGAAGGUGUCAAGGAAGUGUUUGUAACUGUGGGAGUGAAACAACUGUAUCUGUAUAACGUAUAGAGUGACUAACACAAACUGAAAACAUUGUGAAAGAUGAUUGUGUUGUGGAGAAGAGACAUAAACAGUAUUCAGAAGCUACAGUCAAGAACAACUGUUUAAUAUGUGAAUAAUCCCACGGUUAGUGGAAUAAAAUCGAGUGACACAAGGAAGAGAGAAACCAUCCCGUGUGUGUGGGAGAAAUACAAAUGUUUUAUAAUAUCCUGUACGGUCAUAGUGGUGAGAGACAGGUGUGACCCAGCGAGCAUCCCGCCCUCACUUCUACCAGACAUGACUGCCGCCAAGUUUGAAGAUAUCUUGAACAAGUUAGAGACUGGACCUUGGAACUGGAUCAUAUUUCUACUGUGUUCAUUAUGGGGAGUGUUUGGGGCUAUGCAGGCUGUGGCGACGGCCUUCCUCAGCCCCACGAUAGACCACUGGUGCAGCGUGCCCGAGCUGACCAACUGGACCAAGGAACAGGUGUGGAGCUUCUCCCUACCCAGAACAACGGUAGGAGGAGUGCCACAUCACUCCCAGUGCGAGAUGUACGUGAGGAACUACAGUCACCUGGUGGGCGUGGCCUGGGAGGACCGUUUCCACUACUUUCCUGACGAAAGCGCUGAAGUGGAGGCUCUCCCAACCCAACCUUGCCCCAGCUGGGAAUACGACACCCACACCUUCCACUCAACUCUCAUCUCUGAGUGGGACCUAGUGUGUGGGCGAGAGUCACUUCGCUCCGUCAUACAGAGCAUCUUCAUGUUUGGCAUCUUCUUCGGUGCUCCACUGGGCGGUUACUUCUCAGACAGGUUCGGACGGAAGAGGGUGAUGGGUGGGGCGCUGUGGGUGUUCAUCCUGGUGUCCACGUCUGGCUCCUUCUCUCCUUACUACCAGCUCUUCCUUCUCUGUCGCUUCCUCAUGGCCUUCACCGGCACAAUCGUCUACCAGACCUCCUACAUCCUGGCGGUGGAGGCGUGUACCAUGAGCCAGAGGAGUGUGGUGGGCAUCAUGUUCUCCGUGCCCUUCGCCUUCGGCUGUAUGUUGCUCCCGGGCAUCGCUUACUACAUCAGAGACUGGCGACACCUUCAUCUGGCCAUCUCCUUCCCUGUUGUGCUGCUAAUCGCCAACACCAUUAUCCUGCCGGAGUCCCCCAGGUGGCUGUUGCAGAACGGCAGGUGGGCGGAAGCGGAGAAAGAGCUGCAGAAGGCGGCCAGAUGGAACAGCAGCAAGACCUUCGACCACAGCUGGCUCCUUGCUACCAUCACCCAGAUGAAGGUCGAGGCAGAGAACAAAGACAGCAGUGGCCAGGACGUUCAGGAGCAACAAGAAACAGGGGCAGUAGGUCCUCUUCCUGUCUGGCCUCCCUCAGGAGAGUGUUUAGGCAGCUGCUGGUAUUCGUGAGGACCCCAAUGUUG